AUGUCGACGGCGGAAGACUUGGAGGUCCUGCAAAUCUUGCGCUCUCUUCCCCCACUUCUCUCGCCGGACCUCCCUUCUCCUCCGCCCUCGCGGCCAGCCUCGCCUAUCAAAGUCGAGCCAGCACCGCUGGAGAGAAAGCAUGAGGAGGACGGACACCGAAAUGGAGAGGAGCCGUCACAGCGGCCUACCAUCGGACUGGGUUUCGAGGAGGGGCUUGACGAAGUUGCAGCCAAGCGCCCGCGACCGGCUCCUCCGCCUCCUCCAGCUCCGCCAGGCCGUCCACCACCCCCUCCUCCAGCCGCUCUUCCUUCAGACCUGAAGCCGUCUACGCCCGACUUGCGCAACUCGCCCCGGCCAGCAUCGGCAAGACUGUCUCUGCCGAAAGGCUCGCCUAUGCUCGGCUCGCCUCGUGUUGAUCGCGAAGCAGAAUGGCGGAAGGAGUGGCCGAAGGAACGGCUGCGGAAGCUGGCUGCACAGUGUCGCGACCACGGACGCAAGCUCAAGCACGCAGGCGACGCCAUUGCUCGCACGCCUCACCCCUCGCGCAAAGACAUCCUCCGCGCCCUCGCUCACCACAUCGACUCCAUCCUUCUCUACAUCUACUCGUUCUGGUGCGACGACGCGGCGAACCGGAACUGCAACGUGCAGCAGUGGGAGAGCGGGUUCGGGUUGAUCUCGUUCGUCCGCAAGAUGGCAGAGAAGGAGAACGUUGCACUCGUCGUCGGCCUGUGCACCCGCAUGGAGGCGAUAGCUGUCUUCACGACCUCGAUGCACGAGCAGAAGGCGCUCAACUUCAGAGGCACGCAGCUCUCAUAUCACCGACCGAGCGCCUCGAGCGCACCCUCUUCCUCCUCUGCCGCCACCCUCCCACCGCGACCACCCGGCCCACCUCCCCCUCCGCCGCCCUUACCGCCGCCCGAUCACUCUGCCGCUUCGCCAGCUUCGACCGCUGCGACUGACUCUCCCGUAACAACGGCAUCGCCUUCAACCGCGUCAGGCGCCACGAGCCACCCUCCACCGCCAUCUUCCGCCGCCCUGUCCGGCACGAAACCCUACGAAGACUUCCUCCGGUCCUUCCUCCGCGCCUCGCCCGAACUCUUCCGCUUCCAGCGACUCUACGACGACUCUUGCACCAUUCUCUCACCCGCAUUCCUCUCCACCUCCUUCCCCGAGACAUGGGUUCUCUGUACCCUCGAUCCAGGCGACAGUCCGAGUUCGCAUCCUUCAGCGUUCAUCCUCCCGAACCGACCCUGCAGGUUCGCCUGGCCGGCCGAGCUUGGACGAGGGACGAACGCGUGGGUCGCACAUCAGGUAGCAUGGGCGAGGAAGCUGGUUGAGGAAUGGGCUGAGCGAGAGGGACUGGGCUACGUCCCAGAGAACGUUGGCGAAGGUGUCUAG
Messenger RNA from Rhodotorula toruloides NP11, 1398 nucleotides. RefSeq lists its product as uncharacterized. The coding region runs from base 1 to 1398 and encodes 465 amino acids. The record is from RefSeq and is a predicted model, not a curated record. The transcript is spliced from 5 exons. NCBI's taxonomy places the organism in Eukaryota, Fungi, Basidiomycota, Microbotryomycetes, Sporidiobolales, Sporidiobolaceae.